AUGGACCUCACCCAACUUUCGGGGCGAGGCACGGAUCGCGCGCGCACCGAUCGUCGUCAGUUGUGUAAUCGUCGACCACAACUAAAUUUUUCAGAUCCCUUCAGCUUGAGCUUCGUAACCAGUUAUUAUAAUAACGACGAUUACAAAAAAAAAAGCUUGCCAAUUAGCUCCGGUGUCAAACAUAUCAUUUCCACCACGCCGCGGAAUGAAACAGCCCGGCCAGGCAAACGACUAUCGAGGAACUAUAGUGUGCAGCAAAAACUUGAUGCCAUCAAACGGGUACGUGAGGGCAAAUCGAAAGCUGCCGUUGCACGCGACAUCGAUGCACCGGAAUCGACACUUCGCGGAUGGUGCAAAUCCGAGCAUAAGUUACAGAGCCAAGCCGGGAACUUGCGGAAUUUCGAACAGGAAGUAUCACCUUCCUCAAAUGAAAGUAAGAGAAGUUCGCCGUCCAGCUCGUCACCUUUUGUAUCAAAUAUGCCGGCGAAUGAUGUGAAUAUUGCUAUAUCGUUCACAGCGCCGACUGAACCCAGCCCGGCAGUAAAGCGGCUGCGAGUUGACAACGAGAUAACGCCUGCAAUCAACAUUGGGGCACAAGCAGCUCGCGUUGCACCAGUUACAACAUCAUCUGAUGUAGGCCUAAUCGAGAACGGCCUGCAGUAUACUAGGAACAACGGUGUGUUGACGAACAAUGCAACCAAGGAGAAACACAGUACUUCCUUUCUGAUGCCGGAUACACCAAGGAAUUCUAUAAGACAAAAUAGCUCAUCUCCGGCCAUGGAUUCUCCUGGGACUAGUAGAACGAAUUCCACUAGCCUUAUUAACGGAACACAGGCGGACCCAAGCAUUUCAAAAAAACACGAACUUCCAAAAAACGUGGAGCAGAUUACUGCAUCGUUGGGUCCAUUGCAGUAUUUGCAACCUGGACAGACUAGGAAUACGCAAUUAGAUGCCAUGUUGCUGCAGUGGAAUAUGGUACAACAACUUGCCAAUAUAAAUGCGUUGAGUACGCGCAAGUAUAAUCGGGAACUCCUGGACUACAUUUUCUACAACAACAACAACAACAAUCUUCAUCAAAAUAACAAUAAUCAGAGCAGCAACAAUACUGAAAAUGACAACGGUGUACAACCUCCUUCUGAACUGCAGGAAGCAAUAGAGCACGGUAACGUAUUCGUCAACUGGCUACAAAGCCGCGGAACACCCAUUAGCACGUUUGUUCAGGUAAACGAAAUAAAGAAGAUCCUUAGUAACAUGAAACAAAUGGCACAGAAUAGAGAAUAG
Messenger RNA from Ooceraea biroi (clonal raider ant), 1281 nucleotides. Its product is annotated as protein distal antenna. Gene Ontology annotation, molecular function: DNA binding. The record is from RefSeq and is a predicted model, not a curated record. NCBI's taxonomy places the organism in Eukaryota, Metazoa, Arthropoda, Insecta, Hymenoptera, Formicidae.